GUUGCGAAAUACGGCAGGAGGGCUUUGUGUGUGAGGGCGCGUGCGUGGUGCUUUUCGUCCCCCCCCCCCUUUCUUUCUUUUUUUUUUUCUCCAAGCAUGGCAACGGCGGCGGUUGGGCGCGCACUGUCGGGUUGCUGCCGCUGGAGCGCCUCAGGGAGGAGGGGGAAGCCCUUCGUGGGAUCCAAGACAUUUAGGCUAAUCUGUUCAACUACAGCAGUGCAGAAGAAAAAUGUUGCUGCUUCAGGACCUGAAAAAUACACAGAAGCUUUUAUCAAAAAACAGAUUGAAGAGUUCAACAUAGGAAAGAGACAUUUAGCCAACAUGAUGGGAGAAGAUCCAGAAACUUUUACCCAAGAGGAUAUUGAUAAAGCUAUUGCUUAUCUUUUUCCUUCUGGUCUGCUUGAGAAAAGAGCCAGACCUGUAAUGAAGCAUCCUGAUGAGAUUUUUCCAAAGCAAAGAGCAAUACAGUGGGGUGAAGAUGGUCGUCCAUUUCAUUUUCUUUUUUACACUGGCAAGCAAGCAUAUUAUUCUUUACUGCACGACAUCUAUGGCAAGGUGCUACAUAUUCAAGAACAGCAAGAUCAACUGCUUGCUCAAGGAUCAACUCCUGACAACAAGACGCAAUUCGACCUGAUUGGCAGCAGAUGGCUGAUUAAAGAGGAAUUGGAAGAAAUGUUAGUGGAAAAACUGUCAGAUCAAGAUUAUUCACGAUGUAUUCAGCUGCUUGAGAGAUUAGUAGCAUUGCCAUGCAGUGGCAUUGAAGAGGCAUAUGUGCUAAAAUUUCGCAAGCAAUUACCUGUACAAUCCAAGAAGCAGGCAAUUGAACCCCUGAAGUAUGAUGAGCGAGGAGUGGCCUUUAGCACUGCAGAAGGCCAAAGAAAGACGGCAACAGCAACUGUGACUAUUUAUGACAGUGGAAGUGGGAAAAUCACAAUAAAUGGAGAUGAUUAUGUACUUUACUUUCCAGUGUUGCAGGACAGAGAACAGUUGAUGUUCCCAUUCCAGUUUCUUGAUCGACUGGAGAAACAUGACAUGGUCUGCUCAGUUUCUGGAGGAGGAAGGGCAGCGCAGGCCGGCGCAAUCCGUUUAGCUUCUGCAAGAGCCUUGUGCAGUUUUGUCACAGAAAAAGAGGUGGAAAACAUGAGGCAAGCUGGUCUCCUGACAUCUGAUCCACGUGUGAGAGAAAGAAAAAAGCCAGGCCAGGAGGGAGCCCGCAGAAGGUUCACAUGGAAAAAGCGCUGAAUCUGAAAAUCAAGGGGCAAAUAUUGCUGCUGUUAUAAAAUAUUAUAUCUCUCUCCAUGUGUAUAUAUUUGUAACUAAAGUGUAUUUCACCUUU
Messenger RNA from Anolis carolinensis (green anole), 1336 nucleotides. It is a transcript of the gene mrps9, whose product is annotated as mitochondrial ribosomal protein S9. The coding region runs from base 97 to 1242 and encodes 381 amino acids. Gene Ontology annotation, molecular function: structural constituent of ribosome; RNA binding. Gene Ontology annotation, biological process: translation. The transcript has 11 exons. Gene Ontology annotation, cellular component: mitochondrial small ribosomal subunit; ribosome. Lineage: Eukaryota; Metazoa; Chordata; Lepidosauria; Squamata; Anolidae. The record is from RefSeq and is a predicted model, not a curated record.